Molecule: messenger RNA, 612 nt
Organism: Stereum hirsutum FP-91666 SS1
Lineage: Eukaryota; Fungi; Basidiomycota; Agaricomycetes; Russulales; Stereaceae
Exons: 2
Coding region: 1-612 (203 amino acids)
Source: RefSeq, a predicted model, not a curated record
AUGGACUCACCAACACCAUCCCAUUCCGCGAGACUGAUCACCGCCAUAUACCUCGUUGGCCCAUCUUCCGCGGGUAAAACAACUCUGUGCAAUGCAUUAGCUAGAACCCUGGGACUUCCCAACGAGGUUCACAUCUCAGAGGUGGCCCGAACAGUUAUGCGUGAGCGCGGAUUCACUCGAGAUGAUGUAGGGAAGCUGGAGAUGCAGAAGGCAAUCAUGGAGGCGCAAUUGAAGGAGGAUAGGUCAGCGCGUCACUAUGCGACUAAAACUAGGGAGGUUUGUGCAGGAAUAGUUCUGAGUGAUAGGUCAGGCAUCGAUCCACUCGUGUACGCGCUGUUGAAAAACGACGCGGCUGUGGCGGAGUCGCUCGCCACAUCGCCCGAUUUUCAGGCUGCACUACCUGACUAUCGCAAAUCUACCUUCAUCUUGUUGCACGCAAUACCAGAUUGGAUGGAAGACGAUGGGGUUCGAAGCGUGGAUGAUGGCUCAGACUGUUUCCAUGUUUUCAAGCGCGUGUUAUCCGAGCUGGACAUCCAGUUUCAGGAGCUGGGCGAGAGUUGUCGAUGGUUGGAAGAGAGGGUAGGGUUUGUUCGGAGGUGUGCACGCAUGUGA